AUGAGUCUUUUAAGUUGGAACUGCCGAGGGCUUGGGAACCCUCGGACAGUUCAAGAUUUACGACGUUUGGUCGUUGCAAAAGAUCCUAUGGUUGUAUUUCUUUGUGAAACUCGCUGUAAGCAGCGUAAUUUUAAUUCAAUAAAAGAACAAUUGGGUUUUGAUUAUUGCUUUGUUGUUGAUGCUAUAGGACUGUCUGGGGGCCUCUGUCUAUUUUGGAAAUCUGAGUUGAACUUAGCUAUUCGAUCCUCUUCCACCCACCAUAUCGAUGCUGAAGUAGGAGGUAUUGGAGACUCACUACAUUGGCGUCUCACUGGCUUCUAUGGCUAUCCAGCUACUGAAGACACACAUCUCUCUUGGAACUUACUUCGUGAUCUUGCUAGCGAAUCCCGUCUCCCUUGGGUUUGCAUGGGCGAUUUUAAUGAGCUUCUUUACGCCAAUGAGAAAGAAGGGGGUCUUAUACGCCCUGUCCGACAAAUGUUGGCUUUUCGAGAUGCUAUUUCGGAUUGCCAUCUUGAUGACAUGGGCUUUGAGGGGGCAACUUUUACUUGGUUUAGCACAAGAAAUGGCGGAAUAAAAGAAAGAUUGGAUAGGGCACACUCAUGUACCAAGUGUGUGAGAAGAUUAAAACCACCAGGAAUCCAACUUAUGCAAUGGCAACGAUCAAUGUUUGGUACAACCAAGGCUGAAAUCCAGCGGGUACGUAGCCAGUUAGAUGUGGUGUGGAGACAACCCAAUUCUGAGAACACAACAGCAACAUACCACCUCCUCAUGUCCCAACUUGAUUCUCUUCUCUCUAGGGAGGAAGCUUUCUGGAAGCAGCGAUCUAAAGUCUCUUGGCUAAAAGAAGGAGAUAGAAACACACGUUUCUUCCAUCAAAGAGCAAGCAAUCGAAAGCAACGAAAUUAUGUUAAAGGCUUGAGGGAUAAUACUGGAAGAUGGCGUGAGGAUGAACAGGGCCUGCAAUAUGUUGUGUUGGACUAUUUCACACAUCUCUUCACUUCAUCUGCCUCUGGAAGUGAGGGGGAGAGCAUUGAUGCUGUGGAAUCGAGAGUCACACCGGAUAUGAAUAAUCUAUUACUCACAGACUAUUGUGAUGCAGAGAUUCACGAAGCAGUUUUUCAGAUGUACCCGACCAAAGCGCCAGAGCAGUGGAUUCAGUUAAUGCUUACUUGUAUCUCAACUGUGAGCUACUCCUUUGUGAUUAAUGGGACUCCUCACGGCUUCCUUCACCCAUCUAGAGGUCUUCAUCAAGGAGACCCCCUGUCUCCUUAUCUUUUUCUUUUGUGUGCUGAAGGUCUCACGGAACUAAUUGCACAAAAGGAAAGGGAGGGUUUUCUUAAAGGUGUUUCCAUUUGCAGAGGAGCUCCUGCUAUCAGCCACCUCUUUUUCGCGGAUGACAGUGUUCUCUUUGCGCGGGCCAACAUGGCUGAUUGUAUGGUUCUCAAAGAUAUCCUUGAUACCUAUUAG
Messenger RNA from Prunus persica (peach), 1467 nucleotides. RefSeq lists its product as uncharacterized. The transcript has 3 exons. The coding region runs from base 1 to 1467 and encodes 488 amino acids. Gene Ontology annotation, molecular function: catalytic activity. NCBI's taxonomy places the organism in Eukaryota, Viridiplantae, Streptophyta, Magnoliopsida, Rosales, Rosaceae. The record is from RefSeq and is a predicted model, not a curated record.